AUGGAUGUAAAUAAAAUGCUCCAAGCAUGCCUGUCUAUUGUAGGUUCUGAUAAAGUCCCAAAAUAUAACACAAAAUCAGAAUAUUAUAGCAUGCUAGUCCAUAUAUUUCAAAACCACAUAAAAAUAGAAGGCGGCAAUCAUGAAGAUAAAAUUAAUAAUCAGGCAAACGCUAAAAUCUUGAAUAUAAUUAGAAGCAAAAUCUAUCAGUACUUUAUAUUCAAUCCGCAUGGAAUGGAAGUUAUGUCCAGUUUUUGCGCUGCAUUACAGGGAGAAAUAGAUAUAGAUGGGACAGUUAAGCCCAAAGCUAUCUCUCUCAUUGACGAGCUUUUAAAGCCAAACACUCUUAUAUACGAUCGAUGCUACGGCAUAAAAAGAUAUGUAGACGAUGAUCAACCACUAGACAGCAUUAUGCCACCCGAUGGAAAACCUGAUCUGAGAAAAAGGACGUACACUCUGGGCAUUUUUUAUCAGAGGUUUUCGACUCUAAGCAGUCUACAUCAGUUUAACAUGGAGAAUUUAGAUAUAGAUUUCUACAUGUACAUUGCUAACUUGGUGUCUUCGACAGACAAUAACAUGAGCACUUUAAAAAAAUACUUGCAGAAAAAAGAGUUCUAUAGCUUGAAAGAGCUGUAUAGCCAGAAGUCUAAAAAACCUGGCAGGGAUCUUGUAGACUAUGGAUUGAAUCUUAUUAGCGGAAAAAUCGUUGAAAUUAUGUCCUUGACUAAGAAAAUUAAAGAUAUAGAGAACACGUCCCAAGAUAGAACACCCAUAUCUCAAGAAAUUAACAGCAUAUUUGAUGAUGAGGAAGACCUAAAGAUAGCCCUUUCUGUUUGCGAAAACAUAAAAAAAAUCAAAAGUGAAAAGGCAAUGUACUUUGGCAUAAUUAGCACCAUAGAAUACAUGGCAAAUCAUACUGAUCUCUUGGACAAUGAAAAUGGGCAAAAAACUCUGACGAUAAGUAGCAAACUAGGCAGCUUUAAUAAAGACUACAUAAAGAAGAAAAACGGUCUAGCCGAAAAAUUAAAUGAAGAAAUUGCUAAACUGAAUAAAGAAAUAGAAAAGAAAAAGACAAAGCGUGAUCAAGAGAAGAUAGACAGAGACCAGGCAAUAAAAGAAGGAAAGAGCAACCAAGAGAUUGAAGCACUAUCUCUCUCUGUCAAUAAUAUGGACAACGACAUAUACUGGCUAGAGUGUAAUAAAAAAAAGAAAGACAUGCAGCUUCGUAUCAUUCGUGGAAAUCUACGCCUUUUAGGCUAUAUAGACCCAGACCAGAUAAAAUACAUGGUUGAGAAGAUAAAAGAGUAUGGGAAAAAAUGGAACAUACAUGUAGAAGAAAAACCAGAAGAAAGCAUGCUGAAGAAGGCACAGGCAAUUAUACUAUCCAUAGCUUUGCUUGUUUUUCUCACAGGAGCAGUAUUGUUUUUCUAUUCAAGGCAAGCAGUGAAGGUUUCUGGAGUUAGUUAG
Messenger RNA from Nematocida minor, 1464 nucleotides. RefSeq lists its product as uncharacterized. NCBI's taxonomy places the organism in Eukaryota, Fungi, Microsporidia. The transcript has a single exon. The record is from RefSeq and is a predicted model, not a curated record. The coding region runs from base 1 to 1464 and encodes 487 amino acids.